AACUUAUAUACCCCCCCAUAUAUAAACACUCGAGUCCAUCCGCUCGCCAAGCGUUUUGACUUAAGUCUCUCCAUACACACUCUCGCUCUUCCUCUCUUCAAAAGAAAAAAAAGCCAAAAACCAAACACAAUCGUUUUCACAAUGAAGGCCCAAACCCUCGCUGUCGUCGCCCUCGGCCUCUUCGCCGGAGAGUCACUCGGCCAGUCCGUGCCCCCCAUCGUGUCGUCCGUGUCGGCCGAGAUCUCGUCCGCCAUCGCCUCGGGCAGCGCCAUUGCCUCGAGCGUCGCCUCGCAGGCCUCGUCCCUGGCCAGCAGCAUCGAGAGCCAGGCCUCGUCGGUUGCGUCCAGCGUCACCGGCUCCGGCACCACCGGCACCGGCGCCAGCACCACCACCAGCUCCGAGACGACGCUGACGACGACGGUGCCCGUCAGCACCACCGUCACCUCGGUCGAGUCGGGCACCACCGAGCCGGCCACCACCAUCCCCGGCACCACCAACAGCCAGACCACCCGGGCUGCCACCACCAUCCCCGGAACCACCAUCUCUCCCACCACCCGCGUCUUCACCACCACCUCUGCUUCCACCUCCACCUCCACCGGCCUGGCCAUCGCCCCUACUGCUGAUGCCAAGCUGCUGGCUCCCAUCCUCGGUGCCGCCGCCGCCGUCCUGAUGCUGUAAACAACAAGCCAGCCAGCAUGCAAAUAAAACAAUAUAAUGAGGUGGUUGUCUGAUACCAAAGCAUCGAUGAUUCCCUUCUUUCUGUCCUUAAUGGUUACAUAUUCAAAGGAGGAGGGAUUGAGGGAAGUGUGAAAUAAGAGGGAGAGGAAUAGGGGGGGAAACACGCCUGACCAGAUUAUUCGAGAAAGCAAAGAAAAACAGAGAGAAUCUACGCAUACACAGGAUCUACUAAUUAAUAUGUGCUUGUCUCACCGACCGGACAAACACGCGGCGGCGUUAGUUUCUGUCUUUUCUCUUCUAAUGGAUGUUAAAUUGUUUAAUCUUGUCUUUGUUGUUUCUUGGAAGAUGUGAGGUGAAGUAAUGGCAGUGGUUGUGUGAAGUGGUGAAAAAAGAACUAGCAGUCGAAUUGUAUGGUUAGUCCAAUAAUUCAAAAACUAUUAUCGAAGC
Molecule: messenger RNA, 1125 nt
Organism: Trichoderma reesei QM6a
Lineage: Eukaryota; Fungi; Ascomycota; Sordariomycetes; Hypocreales; Hypocreaceae
Exons: 1
Coding region: 142-678 (178 amino acids)
Source: RefSeq, a predicted model, not a curated record